Messenger RNA from Babesia bovis T2Bo, 1546 nucleotides. Its product is annotated as Catenin-beta-like Arm-motif containing nuclear family protein. Gene Ontology annotation, cellular component: spliceosomal complex. The record is from RefSeq and is a predicted model, not a curated record. NCBI's taxonomy places the organism in Eukaryota, Apicomplexa, Aconoidasida, Piroplasmida, Babesiidae. Bases 59 to 1540 code for a protein of 493 amino acids. The transcript is spliced from 7 exons.
CAUCCAACAUAUGUCUUAAUCGCAGAUUCAAUACUAUAUUUUAAGCAGAAUUGUUAUAAUGGAUUCUGUUGCUAACGAGGAACAAGAUGGAAUAACGGCUACGAAUAUACAGCGUCACGUUUCCACGCUCGAGAAACGUUUGUCGCGUAACAGCCAGGCUAGACUGGACUAUCCGGAUGAUCCUGAAAGAUGGGUAAAAUCUGAAGUUGAUCUAGACGAACAGAUUCAUAAAUUUAGUGAUAUAGGAGCGCAACCUGAGUUAUUUCCACUAUUCGAAGAGUUAGGAGGCCUACGCCUUUUACGUGAUGCGUUAAUACACCCAAAUAUCGACAUCGCAAUAUCUACACUGAAAGUACUUUCUGAGCUCAUAGAUGUAGAAUCUUUGGUUCGGUUAAAGAAAGCGGAGCACGUACUAUCUGUAUUAGAAGCGCUUUCGUUGCACACACACUGUGCCAAAGUGCUUUUAGAAAUCGACGAAGAUGCUGGAGAGCUUGAUUACGAAGGUGUUAAGAGCGCGUUUGAGCUGCUGGAGAACUUAUUGGACCUCUUUCCCUCUAUUGCUACAGAUUUAGGGUCGAAUCGUCCUUUGUUGACCUUUUUGCUACGUCGAAUGAAAAACAGCAAAACAGUUGAAUAUGAUUCAAAUAGGGUGCAUGCUUGUGAGAUUUUAUGCAUCCUACUUCAAAACUCAGAGGAAUGCAAUUCAAUAGUUGGCGGUUCGGAUAUUGGAGGAAUAGAGAAACUUCUACGUAUAAUAGCGGUUUUUCGCAAGAAGGAUCCUGAGGGAGUGGAAGAAGAAGAGCUGGUGGAAAAUGCUUUUCAAUGUCUAUGCAGCUUAAUGUUAAUCCCAUCACAUCGCACAUCAUUUGGUAAACUACAGGGAUUAAUCCUUUUGAUUCGGCUUAUCAAGGAACGAAGAUCCACGUACCGUCUUGCCGUUACAUUACUGGAUUAUGCACUAAUGGACUGCCCAGAGAACUGCCAUUUAUUCAUCAAAGGGAUGGGUUUAAGAUGCAUAUUUAGUAUUUUAAUGGGCAAAGGUGUUCGCACAAAACAAAGCCCAGCCGAUCAGAAAGCCAAUGACGAACACAUUUUGGGCGUGUUGCAUUCGUUGGUUACUAACAGCUCCGGUAAUGAGCUCGCUAGGGUAAUCAACAAAUUCACUGAGCACAAAUACGAGAAGUUAGAACGUUUGAUCGAGGUCCAUAACAAAUAUACAACACUGAGUCGUUCUGCAUCGCAUAGUAUGGAAUCAAAAGAUCCAACAGGUGAAUACCUAGAGCGCUAUGAAGCUGGAUUAUCUGUCUGCCAGAUUGCAGACUGCAUUUUACUACGGCUUUACAACCUGGAUAAUUCUAACCUAAGGGCAUGUAUAUUCUUACUUCUUCACAACAAGGGAGUGGAUAUGCAAGACAUAUAUGAAAAUGUAUCAGAUUACAUCAACCAUUUGGACAAAGAUGCAUCCGAAACUAGGGAAACCAUGGACCGCUUGCUGAAGUCAUUUCUCAUCGCUGCAAGCGACAGUGGUCUCUUUAAAUGAUCACUU